UCCACUCUCGGUCCAAACCCUAUAUGUCACGGCCAAGCGCCCAGAUGGGAAAACUCUUUGGCUUUAACUGCGAGAAGAGAAUCCGUUACAAUUUUCCAUGGCUUACUGUUACAGUACAGAUGAAUCAAAAUGGUUAAGAGCCACCAUAACCUUUGCGCUUGCAGCGCUCUCCGCCUGCACCGCCUUUUCUUUGUAUUUGUUGAAAAGAAAAACAAGGGAUUUGGAUUCCAAGAUUGGUGAGCUCCAGAAAUCUCUCAAGGCCUCCUCAGACAUAUGUGGUGCCGAACGGCAAGGUCGAAUUCGGGCUCAGCAGGCUUUGAGAGAAGCGCUGACGCAACCUAAGUUGGAUAGUUUGGAGCUGACUUCUUACCCCAUGGCACCUAUUGGUGUCAUCCAGUCAUGCUUCUCUACCAGGAAUGGGACCCCUCGACAACCUCUACUUGUUCCUCUUUCCAGGGCCUGUUUGAUUUUUAAUUCAGCUCGUGUUCCUCCAGCUUCGCUUGAGGGUCUUGGAGAAUAUUCUCACUGCUGGGUUAUAUAUGUUUUCCAUCUAAAUACAAAUCUGGAGAAGCUUUGGAAGGAUCCGACUAAGUCAAGGUUCAAGGCCAAGGUGAGGGUACCAAGACUAAACGGUGAAAGGAGGGGAGUCUUUGCAACACGAUCUCCACACAGGCCAUGCCCCAUUGGACUCACUGUUGCCAAGGUGGAAGCUGUACACAGGAGUAUGCUUCUACUCUCUGGUGUGGAUUUGGUUGAUGGGACACCAGUACUUGAUGUCAAACCUUAUCUCCCCUACAGUGACAGCAUCCAAGGAGCAAGAGUGCCAAAGUGGUUAACGGGGGACAGUGUUUUAGCAGUAGCUUCUGUUAGUUUCUCGGAGGGCUUCACUUCAACACUCGCUGAUUGCUGGGAAAUAUCAGGAAAGAAUUCACUCUAUGCUUCACCAGAUGAGUUCCAAAACUUGAUCAAGCAGGUGCUUUCAUGGGAUAUUCGCUCAUUGUCUCAACGAAAUCGACCUCAUGAUUCCUUCACCAAGUCAGAAAAUGGGAAACAAUUGAACGAAUGUUCAGAUUACCACCCUGGUGAAGAAGCUUCUAGCCCUGGAAGCGAACAGCCACCGCAGUCUCCCAGAGACAUAAUAUAUCACCUGACUCUAGAAGGAUUGGAUGUUUCAUACAGACUUGAUUGUGAUGGCAGUGUUGUUGUAGAGAAAGUGACAGAAGCAUUGAGCGUGACUAAUAGUAGUCAAAAGCGAUGUAAUUACUCUACAUGGAGAGACCAUUUCGUGCCCUUUGAGAACUGAUGUUGUGUUUCCACUUUUCUUUUCCUUUCCUUCUCCUUUAGCUUCUGUUUCCCCCUCUCGAGGAGCCUGAUCACCACUUUCUUCCAACUUCUUGUGCCCCUGAUUCCCUGGUUUCCUUCCUCCCUUCCACUUCCUUUCCACUUUUCCCCCUUUUUUCUUCCUUCUCUCCUCCUUUCCACUUUCCUUCUUCCUUCCUUCUGUGGUUUCUUCCCUUUUCCCUUUCUUUGCAUCUUCUUUCCAUCUUUUUCUCAUUUUUCUUCCACUUUCCUCGCAUUCAAUCCAUCUUCCACCCAAUCAACCCCAUGCCUCUUCGACUGCACAUCUUGGUUUGGCUUCUCCAUCUUUGUACCGAGAUUUUUCUCGUUUCACCCAGAAGGUGCGUAGAGUUUUUGCUCGGAUGUUCACAACACCACCUUCCUUGGGAUUGCCUUUGAUGGCAUUGUUGCUAGUGGGUUGCUCUUU
This is a messenger RNA of Pyrus x bretschneideri (Chinese white pear), 1765 nucleotides long. RefSeq names its product tRNA (adenine(37)-N6)-methyltransferase. The record is from RefSeq and is a predicted model, not a curated record. The coding region runs from base 98 to 1303 and encodes 401 amino acids. The transcript is spliced from 9 exons. NCBI's taxonomy places the organism in Eukaryota, Viridiplantae, Streptophyta, Magnoliopsida, Rosales, Rosaceae.